Molecule: messenger RNA, 552 nt
Organism: Rotaria sp. Silwood2
Lineage: Eukaryota; Metazoa; Rotifera; Eurotatoria; Philodinida; Philodinidae
Source: the annotation of a GenBank genome assembly
AUGUAUAAUGUUACACCAGAAGAUGUAUCAGUGAUAAUGAAAUUUUCAUCAAAUGCACCAAUUAUUCGCGUUUCUGCUAAUACAAAUUCAACACUAUCCGUACAAGCUAUUGUUACAAUUAGUAAUAAACAUGAUUUUUCUAUAAAUAAAUAUCAUCCAAAUGUUGGUACACCAACACAAACUUAUCCAGAAUCAUCACAAACAACAAUACAUCAACAAACACAAUUACCAUUAAACAUGGAUUCAAUUUUAAAUGGAACAAAAGGUGCAAUAGUUGAUCGAGAAUAUCCAAAUCAAGAAAUCAAUCCAUCAUCAGCAGCAAUUUUAACUGGCCAUGAUAGAGAAAUAACGUGUUUAUGGAUAUCAGCUGAACUUGGUAUUGUUUUAAGCAGUAGUGAACAAAGUCUUGUACUUCAACAUACACUUAACGUUAUUGGUGGUGAUCGAGGUUUUGUACAAAUCAUUCGAACACAUGAUUUACAACCUGCUUAUGCUUAUUCACAAUGUGAUGUUAGUAUUCGUUCAUUAGCAAUAACUCAUGAUCAAAAGUAA